This is a messenger RNA of Drosophila kikkawai, 978 nucleotides long. RefSeq lists its product as uncharacterized. Gene Ontology annotation, biological process: proteolysis. Gene Ontology annotation, molecular function: serine-type endopeptidase activity. Lineage: Eukaryota; Metazoa; Arthropoda; Insecta; Diptera; Drosophilidae. The record is from RefSeq and is a predicted model, not a curated record.
AUGGCUUGGAGAUCGUUUAUUCUGUUGACGACACUGCCUGUGCUCUUGACCUGGGCUCAGUCAGAGCAGGCUGAGGGUAGCUUCUGCCCUUUCAUGGCCAACUAUCCGAGCAGCACCUGCAUGAAAACCUGUCCGAUCAUUGAGGAUUAUAUUAUCAAGAAACAACUGAAGCGUGAGGAUGUAGUAACAUGCAAUCAGGCCCAGGGGCUUAUCUGCUGCCCCAACCAACCGCCACAGGAUACCAGCUUACAGCAGGGUUCGGGCAGGCCUCCGCCUCUUUUCGAGUCCAAUGCCCGGAAGUAUCGUCACUUGGCGGAACUGGCCUUCAACACAGAACACUUCUCCGACCAUACCUUCCGAUGCACAGGCGUGCUUGUCCGGCCCAACUUUGUGCUGACCUCCGCCCUUUGCGGUGAAUCUUUGGAGGGGCACAAGUCACCUACUCGAGCUCGUCUCGGCCUCAUUAAGCUCUACAAUGGCCCUAUAGAGUUUAGGUAUGAUCGCCCGGGUGCUUCCAACUACAACAACGAUCUCUCUCUGCUCAAGCUAAAUGGCAGCUUCAAGGAAAAAUUCGUAGCCCACAUCUGUACGCAACGGGAAUUCGACAGUGCCAACAAACUGGUGGCUGUGGGCUUCUCCCAACGAAAUGGCACGAAUUGCCAUCCGUUUCAGAUGGAAGUGUCGCUGCGUGAGUUCAGUUCGAGUGCCGUGGAAGUGAACUUACCGGUCAGGGGCAUCGGUAACGAGACCCACUUUUAUGUGAGGCCCAUAAAACCUCUAAGAUCCGAGGCUGGCGCCUGUAACCAGUGCCUACGGGGAAGUGCCAGUAUACUCCAUGCAGUCCUCCCGGACGAUGGCAUCUGUGUGGCUGGAGUGGCCACGCCCACCAGCAGCAAUUGCCAUGACUCCGGUGCGCAGCUGUACUACACCAGUCUAAUAAACGCGGAUGUAGCCAAGUUUAUACGCGAUGCCCAAUAG